GGGCUCUUCCGGGCACCCGCUUUCAGACUCAGCUUCACGGAGGCGCUGUUGGCAGUGGUUUCUUGUGGUGCUGUGAAGUUACUGCUGCUGACAGAUGGUGAACUGAGAGCUUUGGCGAGCUGGGGAACCACAACAUGGUCAGAAGACGGCUCCAGACCUCAUUACAGAUGGUUGUGAGCCACCAUGUGUUUGCCGGGAAUUGAACUCAGGACCUUUGGAAGAGCAUGCAAUGUACCCCUGAGCCAACUCUCCAGCCCAUGCUGGCUUUUCUUGGUAGCCAAACUGAUUACCUGUGGAAGACACAAAUGCACAAUGAAUUGGAAGGCAGUGACCUAUGAUGAUGUGCAUAUCAACUUCACUCGGGAAGAGUGGGAUUUGCUGAAUCCUUCCCAGAAGAAUCUCUAUAAAGAUGUAAUGCUGGAAACCUACAAGAACCUCACUGCUAUAGGAUACAUUUGGGAAGACCAUAGCACUGAAGAACAUUGGCAAUGUUCUAGAAGACAUGCAAGGAUUGAAAGAAAUCAAAAUGGAGAGAAGAAACUUUCAGUGUAUACUCACGGUGUUAAAGUCUUGUCUUAUGACACUCACCUGCUAAGGAAUGAAAACCCAUAUAAUGGAGAAAAACCCUCUAAAAGUAAGCAAUGCAGUAACGCCUUUGCUUAUCACAGUCAUAUUCAAGUGCUUAGAAAACACACUGGAAAAAAACCCUAUGAAUAUCGUCAAGCUGAUAAAGACUUUGUUCUUUAUGAAACUCAUCAAAGUCAUAAAAGAACACAUACGAAAGAGAAACACUAUGAAUGCAAUCAGUGUCGUAAGGCCUAUGCGUGUCAAACUGAUCUUCAAAAGCGUAAGAGAACAGAUACUGGAGAGAAACCCUAUGAAUGUAAUCUGUGUGGUAAGGCCUUUGCAGCUCAGAGUAAUCUUCGCAACCAUAAAAAAACACAUACUGGAGAAAAACCCUAUGAAUGUAAUCAGUGUGGUAAGGCCUUUGCAGCUCGGUGUAAUCUUUGCAAGCAUAAAAGAACACAUACUGGAGAGAAACCCUAUGAAUGUAAUCAGUAUGGUAAGGCCUUUGCUAAAAACAGUGCUGUUCAAAAGCAUAAAAGAACACAUACUGGAGAGAAACCCUAUGAAUGUAAUCAGUAUGGUAAGGCCUUUGCUAAAAACAGUGCUGUUCAAAAGCAUAAAAGAACACAUACUGGAGAGAAACCCUAUGAAUGUAAUCAGUAUGGUAAGGCCUUUGCUAAAAACAGUGCUGUUCAAAAGCAUAAAAGAACACAUACUGGAGAGAAACCCUAUGAAUGUAAUGAGUGUGGUAAGGCCUUUGCAGCUCAGGGUGAUCUUCACAAGCAUAAAAGAACACAUACUGGAGAAAAGCCCUAUCCAUGUAAUCAGUGUGGUAAGGCCUUUGCAUGUCACAGUCAUCUUCAAUUGCAUAAAAGAACACAUACUGGAGAGAAGCCCUAUGAAUGUAAUCAGUGCGGUAAAGCCUUUGCAUGUCACAGUCAUCUUCAAUUGCAUAAAAGAACACAUACUGGAGAGAAACCCUAUGCAUGUAAUCAGUGUGGUAAGGCCUUUGCAGCUCAGGGUAAUCUUCACAAGCAUAAAAGAACACAUACUGGAGAGAAACCCUAUGAAUGUAAUCAGUGUGGUAAGGCCUUUGCCCAGCACAGUCAUCUUCAAAGUCAUAAAAGAACACAUACCGGAGAGAAACCCUAUGAAUGUAAUCAGUGUGGUAAGGCCUUUGCAGAUCAGAGUAAUCUUAAAAAGCAUAAAAGAAUACAUAGUGGGGAGAAACCCUAUGAAUGUAAUCAGUGUGGUAAGGUCUUUGCUGACAACAGUGGUCUUCAAAAGCAUAAAAGAACACAUACUGGAGAGAAACCUUAUAAAUGUAGUCAGUGUGAUAAAGCCUUUGCACGACAUACUCAUCUUCAUUUGCAUAACAGAACACAUACUGGAGAGAAACCCUAUGAUUGUAAUCAGUGUGGUAAAGCCUUUGCACGACUCAGUCAUCUUCAAUUGCAUAAGAAAAUUCAUAGUGGAGAGAAACCCUAUGAAUGUAAUGAAUGUGGUAAGGCCUUUGCGCAUCAAAAUAGUCUUCAAUUGCAUAAAAGAAAACAUACUGGGGAGAAAGAAACCCUAUGAAUGUAAUCAGUGUGGUAAGGCCAUACACAUCACAGUUAUCCUCAAAUGCAUAGAAGAACAUGUAGUAGGAGCUGCGGGCCUGCUUUUUGUCCCGCCCGGUUCCCACAUGGUUGGCUUUAUAUGUGAAAUAACAACACACAAACUGUAUUCAUUUAAACACUGCCUGGCCCAUUAUAUCUAGCCUCUUCUAGGCUAAUUCUCAAGUAUUAAUUUAGCCCAUUUCUAAUCUGUGUAGCACCGGUAGGUGUGCUUACCGGAAAAGAUUCAGCAUGUCUGACCUGGUGGCUUGCUCCAUCGUGUCUGGCCCAGAGAGGAGAGGAAAUUGAGUCUGAGCUCACUUCCUCUUCCUCCCAGCAUUCUGUUCUGUUUACUCCACCCACCUAUGUUCUAACCUAUGAGGGCCAAGCAGUUUCUUUAUUUUUUAACCAAUGACCUUCCUCCAUCAAGAACACAUUCUAGAGAGAAACCCUAUGAUUGUAAUAUUUUUGGUAAGGCCUUUGCACAAAACAGCCAUCUUCAAAAAUACAAAAGAUCACAGACUACAUCAUAGAACCCCUAUGAAUGUAGUAGUGUGGUUAGGCCUUUGGAGACCACUCUUCUCUUCAAGGUAAUAAAAUAACACACAGUAGAGGGAAACCUUAUGAAUGUAUAGUAGUGUGAGAAAGCCUUUUCACAUCUUAUCUUCAAAUGCAUAAAAGAACACAGACGGGAGAGAUAACUGUGAAUUGAGUCUGUGGUAAAUCCUUUGUCACAACCAUCUCCAAAUGCAUAAAAUAAACCAUCUUGCAGAAAACUAUGAACUCAGUGUGUGCAUUCUUCAAAAACAUGAGAAAAACCGUAAUAUAUGAAACUCUAAGUGAAUUUAGUGUUUUAAUGUUUUGUACUUCAUACAGGAGUAAGACUUU
Molecule: messenger RNA, 3050 nt
Organism: Chionomys nivalis (European snow vole)
Lineage: Eukaryota; Metazoa; Chordata; Mammalia; Rodentia; Cricetidae
Product: zinc finger protein 431-like
Exons: 5
Coding region: 184-2145 (653 amino acids)
Biological process (GO): regulation of cytokine production; negative regulation of transcription by RNA polymerase II; regulation of immune system process
Source: RefSeq, a predicted model, not a curated record